Heterocephalus glaber (naked mole-rat) is the source of this 3805-nucleotide messenger RNA. NCBI's taxonomy places the organism in Eukaryota, Metazoa, Chordata, Mammalia, Rodentia, Bathyergidae. The record is from RefSeq and is a predicted model, not a curated record.
CCACCAGGGUUUGAGCACCUUGAACGCAGGCUGCUGUUCCGUGAAUUGCUUGAACUCGGCCACUGGGAUCAUCGUGCCUGUAGGAAGCGGAGAGACCGAGAUGUAGAGAGAUCAAGAGGAAUCUCCCUGCCAGUCUCUUCCCCCUGGGGAUCCAGAUCCACUCAUGGCCCUGCCACAGCCUGAUGUCCCUUGGCCUCCAGUGGCGGUGUGAUUCCCCCGGUGCUGCAGUCCCCUGUAAGAUCCUCACUUGGGUUCCAGCACAGGUGCGGGAUGGACAAGAGGGACAAGGCAAAGGCGGGGGCCGCGGCGCGGGCGCCGGCUUCUCGCCCUCCCGGCCACUCCACCCCAAGGCCCCCAGGGUCUCCUCGACCCCCUCCUCCAGUAACCGCCGCGGCCCUUCGAGUUCUGGGAGCAGCGGGAGCUACGGGGCGGAGACCCCUGGCCGAGCGAGGUGGGGGCGGCGGCGGAGCCGAGGCUGCUGCCCGAGGGGGAACAACGCGGAGCGCUGGUACAGGUCCCCGGAGCCCAGCUUCCAGGCCCCCAGCGGCUGGGAGAGGGGAGCGCCCCCCUGCCAAGACCCCGGGCCAGGUCUCUGUCACCAGCCAGGCGCGCGCCAGUGGGACCAGCAGGUCAGGCCCUGUUGGUCAGAAGGGACUCCAGGCCCCCGCUGAGGAGCCUGUGGCCAGAGGAAAAGCUCCAGAGGCUCCCAGAAAGAGUGCCGUGAGCUCUGGAGUGCGAAGAGACUCUGCAGGGCCCGCCUCGGGGGCCCCCUCUGCUGCCGCCGCCCGUCGGACCAGGGCCAUAGGCGCAGAGGUGGGAUUCCCACGACCAGCCCCGAGUACCCGGCAGCGGCCCCCGACCGAGGUGCCCCGGAGAUCAGGGAGCAGUGCCACCGAGCGCAGCAGUGCCGCAGACUCGAGUCCCACAGGCCGGAGGCCGCCCAGCGUCGGUGGGGCUCUUCAGAAAGCGGCCUCGCGUCCCCCCGGCUCCAGCGCUACUCCUCUGCCCUCUCCAGCCCGCUCUGGGGCUGUGCUUCGUGCAACACCCCGCUCUCCUGCGCAGACGUCGAAGCCCAAGUCCAAAGUGCUCCAGGCUCUGCGGUCCGCACCUCCAAGGAAAGAGGCAGCCUUAGCUCAGGGCCCGCCUACUUCUUUGGCCACGGCCCCUCCACCUGGUCCCCCUACGCAGCAGGCCUGGUCUCCCCAAGUCUCUGGGGCCCCCCUGCUGGCCGCACUCCCUCCCUCUCCACCGGCCACGCCCCCUCCACCCGCCUCGCUUCACCUGCAGGCCCCGCCCUCCCUGCAGGCCCUGCCCUCCCUGCAGGCCCCGCCCCCUCCGCGAGUCCCUUCCCCUCCCCUGGCUCUGCAGAACCUCCCCUCCCCACCGGCCACGCCCCCUUUGCAAGCUCCACCCACACAGCUGGGCAGGUCCUUUUCGGAAGAGGCAUCCCUCCCUCCGCUGUCUAAGGCUGCACCCUCUCCAACACUUUCACCCCCGCUGCAGAACGUCCUCCUCACCCAGGCUUCUUCGGCUUUGCCACCUCUUCCGACUCCCUUGACCACACCUUUUUCGUCCACUCUACCUUUACCCUCGUCCUCUAUACAGAUCCCUCUUUCUCCACCAAUUUCUCCGCUGAAUCCGCCGUCUCCUCUGUCCACGCCCACUCCACCGGCUUUUCCCACUCUGGCCACGCCUUCUCCCCUUGCCAGUCCCGCCCUGUCUCUGCCCCCUCUUCAGACCAUGGCCUCUAAAAGGCCUACGCCUCCAUCGCCAGACCCUCCUCCUCUGGGGACAUCCCCUGUGAAGGGUCCUCUGGCCGCUCCCUCUCCUCCAGCCUCUCCCCCUCUGCAUGCCCCGCCCCCUUCACUGGCCCCGCCCCCUCUGUGUGCCCCACCCUCUCUGACCUCGCCACCCAUACAGGUCCCACCUGCUCUGGUCUCACCUCUGCUGCAGGCCACGCCUUCUUUCCGGCCCACGCCCCCUGUGCAAACCCAAGCUCCUCUGACCUCGCCCCCUCUACAGGGCUAUCCUCCCCCUACCACGGACCCUUUGCCCCUUCUCUCUCCCCCUGCCUCUCCCCCUCUACAGGCUCUUCUCUCUCCUCCCGCCUCACCACCUCAGCAAGCCUCUCAGUCUCCCUGUGCCUCACCUCCCCGGUCUCCUUUGGGUACCCAUCCUCCACAGGCCCCGGCUUCUCUAGACUGGCACCCGGCCUCUCCCCUGGCUACGCCUCCUCCACAGGUUUCGCCUCUGGCCUUGCCUUCCCUACAGGCCCCUCCCUCACCCCAGGCCACUUCCCCCAUGCAGGCCCCGCCUUCACCGGCCUUAUCCCUUCGGCGGGAUCCUCCCUCUCCCAUGAUCACGCCCCCUCCACCGACCCUACUUCCUUUGCAGGCCCCGCCCUCCCCGCGCCUGCAGUCCCCGCCCCUUCACCUGACCACGCCCUCUAGGCAGGUCCCAUCUUUGGUCUUGCCCCCUCUGAAGGCACCUCCCUCUUCCCUGGCCACGCCACACACACAGGCCCCGCCCUCCCCGCUCAUGGAGGCCCCUCCCCUUCCCCUGGCCACGCCCUCUAGGCAGGUCCCAUCUUUGGUCUUGCCCCCUCUGCAGGCACCUCUCUCUCCCCUGGCCUCGCCCCUCCUGCAGGCCCCUCCCUCUCCCCCUGCCUCUCCUACUCCACACGCUCCACGCCGUCCCCCGACCCCUGGUCCAGAUGCCUCCAUUUCUGGCCCGCGGUUGACACUAGCGCUGGCCCCGGCUCCGCCGCCACCACCCUCGCGCAGCCCGUCCAGCACGCUGAGUGGCCCGGACCUGGCUGGCCACAGCAGCAGCGCGACGAGCACACCCGAGGAGCUGCGCGGUUACGACAGCGGGCCCGAAGGCGGCGCCGCAGCCUCCUCGCCGGCCGACGCGGAGCUCGCUGCCUGCCACCCAGCUGCCUGGAGUCGAGGCCCUGCUCCGCCGCUGGCUGUCCGCGGCGCUCCAGGAGCUCCGCUCUCCUGGCCUCCGGCAGCGGGACCCGGCUCUGCAGACGGGCUGUGCACCAUCUACGAGGCUGAAGGGCCUGAGCCGGCGACCCCCACCCCGGGCGCGCUGGAUCCGGGGCUCGGGUCGGGCGCCGGGGGUGAGAAGGCCGCAGCGGGCGCGGGGCCGGGUCAGUCUUCGCGGAGCCCGAAGCCGGCGCGCCUGGGCGAGCUGCCGCUGGGGGCGCUGCAGGCAAGCGUCGUGCAGCACCUGCUGAGCCGGACGCUGCUGCUAGCGGCUGCCGAGGGCGCCGCGGGAGGCAGUGGCGGUGGGCCAGGCGGCUCGGGUGGUGUUGGGGUCUCGGGGGGCGCCCGGGCUCCGCUCAGCGAUGCCGAACUGGGCCGCUGGGCCGAACUGCUAUCUCCUCUGGAUGAGUCCCGAGCUAGCAUCACCUCGGUCACCAGCUUCUCCCCGGACGACGUGGCUUCCCCUCAGGGUGACUGGACCGUUGUGGAAGUGGAGACUUUCCAUUGAGCCCGCGGCGGUCCCGCCUGCUCCCAUCCGGGUUUAGGCUCCCCUCUCCGUUUUAGACCCUGCCCCCGUCCCCUGCAGCCCGGCCCUUGUCCCAUUGGUUUUAGCCCCUAGAGCUCUUUCUAGUCUUUGGGCCCAGACCCCAACCCCGCUCUGGCUGAGGCUAGGGAGCAACCCACGCCCUUGGCCUAGGCCAUCCCCUCGGGUCUGCCCCUUUGGGCUAGGACACGCCCCUGCCCCUUCUAGCUUCGUCCCUUGUCCAGUGCAUUUACUCCGCAAUAAACCUGGGAGCAAUAAACCUGGGACACCA